AUGGCGGCGGAAAACUGGCCUGCCGGGCUCACGGACGAGUCCGUGAACGCGGCGAUCGACCGGCUGCUGCGCCGCGAGGACUGGGACACCAUCUCGGUCAAGGUGGUGCUCCGGAUGCUCGAGACGGAGCUGCUGCCCGGCGCCGACGGCUCCCUCCGCGCGCACAAGAAGUUUGUCAAGGCGGCCGACUGCUACCUCGAGAACGGCGCCGACGUGCCCUACGUCGCGCGACUGCAGGAGAUCUUCGUCUACUCGUUUGCUUCGUCGGAGGUCUACUUCAACGCGCGCUGGUACUACCGCGAGGGCGACGUCCACGAGUACGCAAAGAUGGCCGGAGCGAGCGGCAAGGUCAAGUACGAGGGAGGCACGCUCACCGCGGCGCCGUCGGAGCUCUUCUUCUCGCUGCAUUUCGACGAGAACCACUCCGACUGCGUCCUCCGCCCGUGCGCCGUCCACCUCCUCGACGAGCGGCCCGACGGCGGGUUCGGGCCGCACGAGUUCUUUGCGUGGCGCGCGUACGAGAAGAAGGCGGCCAAGCGCGGCCCCGCGGCCAAAGCGGCGGCGGCCCGCGAGGCGUCGGAGAAGGAGCGGCGCAAGCGCCAGGAGACCGAGGCGCGGGAGACGGCGCGGGAGACGGCGCUGUCGGCGGACGAGCUGAGGGCGCUCGUGAUGCCGCGUCGGCACGCGGAGGUCUGGAUCGAGACGCGCGCGUUCAAUCGCGUGGCGGUCGACUCGCUCGUGCGGUGCGUGCAGCGGCUCAACGGCCAAAAGUCGUUUUACGUCGGUCUGGUCAUCGCCACCAAGCGGGCGCCGCGGCCGUACCGGCUGGGCAAGAAGCUGGUCGAGAUGUCGCUGCAGCUGCGCACGUCGGUCGGCACGCGCCUGGCCGGGCUCGACACGCUGUCCAACGAUGCCCCCUCGGAGGCGGAGCUGCAGCGGUUCAAGGUGCCGCUCAACCCGGUGCACAUGCGCAAGCACAUGCGCAAGGUGCAGGCGGCGAUGAGCGAGCAUGCGGAGAAGUUCGACGAGCAGGACCUGCUGCGAAGGGCGGAGGAGGAGGAGCGGCUGCGGCGGGCGCGCGAGGCGGAGGAGGAGGCGGAGCGGGCCGCCGACGAAGAGAGAGAGCGCAAGGGGCGCGAGCGCGAGGAGAUGCGCCGGCGUGCUGCGGACAAGGCGGCGGGCGGAGGCGCGGCCGAGCCGGAGCAGUGGUGGCUGUCGUACAACGUGACGCGGGGCGACGCGUCGGGGCGCGAGGUCGCAAAGUGGCGCGCGCGGCUGCUCCGCUUCGAGAAGAUUGCAAAGGCGACGGUGGCCGGCGGCGAGCGCGAGAAUGCGCUGCGCUCGAUGCAGGUCGACCAAGCGGCGGACGAGGCCGAGGAGGCGUAGCGGGCCGAGGCGUAGACGCAGCAGGCGCAGUGGGGCCGCGCGUGGACCAUGGUGUCGGGCCCGCUUGCGCGGCAGAGGGCGUCGGACGGUCUCGACCCGCCAGUGAGGUGCACGCACGUUGAAACUAGCUGCUGGGUGAGGACGGUAUGUACCGCCAAAGAGCCAAACUCGCAGAC
Molecule: messenger RNA, 1562 nt
Organism: Emiliania huxleyi CCMP1516
Lineage: Eukaryota; Haptophyta; Isochrysidales; Noelaerhabdaceae
Exons: 4
Source: RefSeq, a predicted model, not a curated record